AUGCGACUUCAAAAGGUUCUCGCUUUUCUGCUCUUUUUUCACGUUUGUGACCAAGUCAACUCUGAUCCCGAUUACGACGAUUUACUAGAAGAGAUUCGAUCACAAUCUCUUCCUGAUCAUGUUUUAAAUGAUGAUAAAGUCGAUAUUAAUAAGAAAUUAGCGCUUGCAGUACUCACGGGCAGAAAUUGCGAAAGUAAUAUAUGGAAAUGUAACUCUGCUUGUAAACUUGAAUUCCCAUCUAAUGGAACCGAUUUUCCUAGAAUGUGCAAUGCACCCAACCCCGGAUUAAAAUGUUUCGGAAUUCCAAUAAACUACUCGUAUGUUCAUGAGCCUUUCGAAGUCAGAUUCCCUUCUGAAUACGCUAUACUACAAUCUUUUCCAAAAUGUUGGAAAACAUUGGCUCCUCUGAUUUGCGUACGAAUGUUCCGUCCUUGUGCAUAUCACAAAUUCUAUCAUAAAACCACAGAAGGAAAACUGGAGACUGGUACAAUUGAAAUAUGGGCUCGAGUUCGCCGUCAGAACUGUUUAUUGGCUAAAAAAGAAUGCUAUGAAAUUGAAAGAGCUGGUUUCUUCCCGGAGUUGUUGGAUUGUAACGAUGAUACAUAUGGACUCCUGGCUAAGAGUAGCAAAAACAAAACCUUGUCUAAGAAAUUCUUUUCUGAUUCUUGCUCAGUUGGAAAACUGCCCAUCAACAGUGAAUUUCCUGGUAAAUGCAUUUCUCCGCUAGUGGAAAAACCGUAUGAUUUGAACCAAGCAGUUAGACCUGUAAUUGAUUCAUGCUUCUUGCCUUGCAGGAGUAAGCAGAUUCCUGAUUUCUAUCGUGAUCAUCAAAUUUUUGCACAGUUUUUUCUCAGCGUGUUCUUCUUUGUCCUGUUUUCUAUCAUAUGGGCUUAUCUGUUCUUUUUCUCGCGCAUAUACAUAAAGAGCGUUGUUGCUUACUGUUUCACUCAGUCAUUAUUCUCCGCUAGUAUAUACUUCUUAAUUUGGAGUUCCACGGGAAUCUCAUAUUUUGCUGAUGCUGCAGAGUGUACCGGCGGUGUUCGGCGAAGUAAUGAUUUGAGAGCCUUUGACUGGUGUGUAUGGCAGUCUGUGUUUCUUCACUAUAGUUAUCUUUCUUCUCUUUUAUGGUUACUUGCACAUUAUGCAUUUAACAUUUGGUCACCUUGUUUCCAAGAUCAAAAGAAAGUUAAAGGAGUUAGAAUUAGGGGAGGAUUGAUGCUCUCGAUCAACGUUCCAUCUAUUUUGCUUCCCAUCGUUCUAGCAUUCGUUAAUGUGCAAGCUUUUGAUGGAAUAACAGGAGUGUGCCAUACAGGGUUAUUAUCCACUGGGAAGCUUUCCUCUUUUUUCCUGGUGCCUAUAUUUGCCCUGUACGUUGUCAUCGGCAGCCUUUGUUUUGCGUUUGCAUCUGUCCGGGACGAUAAUAUUCUUGAAGACAUCAUCAAGGAGACGCGGGAACGCUAUGCUAAGAUUGAAGAUUAUUAUAGGCUUCGUGCUUAUCGAUAUCUUUGGUGGGUUGAUGACGCUAAAGCUUACGGAAUUGAUGAUUUGAAAAACGUAAACUUCAAAGAUGUUGCUGUUGCUGAAAAGGAUGAAACUCUCGGUCCCACCGACUACCCUGAAGAUCUCAACCUUAACCUCAAAGAAAUAGACGACAGGGAUCGUAAGCCUGGCAGCAUAUAUGCAAGAAAGUUGAAAGAAUUCGAAAUGAAGUCAUACGUUGAUCUAAAAAGUACAAUCGCUCCUGAAGGCGAAGCUCAAGACAUUCUAGCAGAGCAGUUCGCUUUUCUAUAUACUCGAAAUAUGACUAGUUACCGAGAAAGACAUCGCAAUGGUAUUUAUCCACGUUGGUCAUUUGCCAUUCUGAUAUCGGUCAUUUUAACAAUCGGUCUGAGUUGGUUGACUCAUGCUUCAUUCAUUGCUGUCGAUCCCGAUCAGGAAGUCGAUCGAGUGAAACAACAUAUCAAGUGCAAAGUUACUGCUAUCAUGCAGAACGGAACGAGUGAUUGGUUCCAGGUCGAGGACUCUGAUUACGUUAGCUCUCACUGUGUUCUGGAAAACGUAUACAUGCCCUAUCGAGCUGAUGCUGUUGUAGCUGUGUUCCUGAUUUUCCCAGCCAUACCUUUCUUCAUUCUGUCUAUAGCAUUCAUCGCUGGUUGGUUUUCUACCGGUGGUGUACCGAGGGCACGAGUGUUGAGAGAAAAUGGUUCAGCUUGCUGGGCUACUUCUAGAGGUAACGACAUCGAAUUGGAGCUGUUGAACAAAAAUGAUGGAGAUAAUCAGAGCUUCCCUGCCGGUGAUUGUCAACGGUUUUCUUCACUGGAAAAAAUCCCCGCUGAUGCUCAUAGCCCUGAUUUGAGCGUGGCUAUCAGUGAGCCUAUGGAUCAUAAAGAACUGGAGAGUAGAGGGUUUAGUGGUCGGACGUUAGAGUCAAUUGGAAAAGGCAGAAGGAAAAACUCUGUCUGUUCAGAUGUUCAACCUUUGAAGCUCGAUUCAAAAACAGAAGCCGAUAUUACAAACUUGAUUAGACUGAUUAGGAGUUCCGCUGCUCGGGAUGGUGUUUGGUCCGAGAGACAGAGAAGCUUACUUGACAUGAUGAAUAAUAUUUCACUUCAUUUAUCGUAUACUAAACGUAUGGUUAAUAAUGAUUCUGUUGCUUGGAAUAUGGCACUAGAUAUCUUGAAGAGGAUCGAACGUCUUUUACAAGUCGCCGUCAGACCAGAUGCUUCUCCUGAAGUGUUGUUGGAUUUCCAAGGAUUACUGUCAGAGUUACUUAUCAUGAUUCCUUCGCUCAAUGAUCACACUUCUCAUUUGAAUAGUUGGUGCUCUGCAGUUCAGGAAGCAAUUGCUACUUUACGAUGUGCUACAACAGGAUUGUCAGGCAAUUUGCCAACUAGUAGUAGUAUCACAGGCGAAGGUCCUAGCAAAGUUGAUAACGAUAAUGCGAGAUCCGCAAAUAUGGCUCAAAACGCUCUUGCUCUGAUUGCCGAAAACGCUAUACGAAUGGAACUGAAUCCUUCGUACAGAGGAAGAGAUGGGGAGAAUAACAUGCAAGUAGUGAACGCUCCAACUGGCUUAUUUAAUGCAAAUGGACCUGCUGUUUCUGCGCAACCAGCUCAAAGUGGAUCUCGGGUUGUAGACGGAGGUGAAAUGAGACGUCAAGUUACUGACCAGAUUGCUAGAGGGGGACAAGCUUCUCUUAACAAUGGAAAUCAGAAUCGAAAUUCGAAUCCCAACCAAGCUCAGCCUAGAAAUAUGCCUCAGAAUGCGCCGGUGGCGGUUGCUAUUGCUCCCGCUGUUCCUGUAUCUGCUGCUAAUCGAAAUGCCGCCAGCACAAGCAGGAACGCUGCACCUCGACAAAAUGCUCCCAACCAAGCAGUUGAUACUAUGCCCGCAAGAGUCGGUCCCACUAAUGUCAUCAGCGCGUACACUGAAUCAUAUUCAGCCGUCCCUCGCGGAUUCUUGACCACUCUUACUGAUGACGAAUUGAGACUUCGUGUUUCACGUUUGAGAGAAAUAUGUCAUGAACGUUUAUAUCAUCAGGAGAUUAUUUACAUGCUUAUUCUAUCAGGAGAUAUAAGACCAGCAGUCCCUAAUACGAAGACGGGUGAAAGGGUUGUCAAGGUUGCUGCAUAUCGUGGACUAUUCGGAGAUUCUCCAUGCAUAAACGUUUCUAUAUCUCCUCAAACUUUCCUGAGAUACAUGCGCCGUCGGGCUAUAACUGUAGUAGGAGCGAUUGGGUUCCACUAUUCCAGAAGUGAUCGGCCUUUCAGAGAAUAUCAUCCUCCUGUUCUUCCACCUAUCGGCUUAGCUGAAUUGGAAAAUGAGUUGACCUUGGGCAGAAUACUGGGAGUUGAAUCUCUUCUACCUAUCCGUGAAUUCUUGAGAAUGUUCAACAACGGAGAAGCGAUGGUUAUUCAUAAUCCUGAACUGGCCAUUCUUCGAUCUUUCACCAAUUAUCUUGAUGCGUUUGCCGAAGCUAGAGGAUUCCCAGCCCAAAGAGAGGAGUACGUUCCUGAUCCACAACCAAAUGUUCACCUUGAAGUACCAAUGGCCGAUGAGAGUGCCGAGCGAGCCGUUAACGGCGAAAUUGAAAUUGCUGAUCCCCAGGAAAAUAAUAAUUAA
This is a messenger RNA of Auanema sp. JU1783, 4122 nucleotides long. The record is from the annotation of a GenBank genome assembly. Lineage: Eukaryota; Metazoa; Nematoda; Chromadorea; Rhabditida; Rhabditidae.